Vitis riparia (riverbank grape) is the source of this 623-nucleotide messenger RNA. RefSeq lists its product as uncharacterized. The coding region runs from base 104 to 340 and encodes 78 amino acids. Lineage: Eukaryota; Viridiplantae; Streptophyta; Magnoliopsida; Vitales; Vitaceae. The record is from RefSeq and is a predicted model, not a curated record. The transcript is spliced from 2 exons.
UCCAUACUUUCCCACACCUUUCUCUCUCUUAAUUUUCAUCCGAGAAAAAAUUUUCCCGGAAAAUUGCCAAGUUUCCUCCAAUCAGAGAUCUUCUGCUUCAACGAUGAAGAAAUCAGGAUUCUUUGCGGCUUCCGUUGCCGCGGCCUCUGCUACUGCAAUCUCUGCGCCGUCCUCUUCGGGUUUCCUCUGCAAUUCAAAGAUUCAACUUUCUCGCGAUGAGGCUGUUGCGGGGAAAGAUAUUGAAAAUUCAGAAUCACAAAGAUCGUCCUCCGCGGAUAGAUUUGCGCCAAGGUUCGAUGGGUUGAGGUUCAUUGAAACCCUGGUCACUGCUCACCGAUAAAAGAUUUGGAGAUUCAGGGCUUCAUCACCAGAAAAGAACAACUUAAUUGUUACGUAUUGCUAGAUUCUCUUCCUUUUAUUUUUCAGAGGGGAAAGGGACGAACACUGUGUGUUUGGGGUUUUGGGAUAAUUUUCCUCAAUUUUGCACUUGUUGCCUGUUGGUUUGUGGGGAGUUGUAUGAGAAAAUCAAGUGUACAACUGAUUUCCAGGUGUCUUGACAUGAUUGGUUGACUUAAGUUGUACUGGUACUCAUAUAAUAAUAACAAAAGGAAAAAUUUAGUGAA